UAGAAAGUUCACAUUUUCAACUAGUCGCAUUCUGUUUCAAAGUAUUUUUUUCAAUAAAAUCAUCGGGUAAUUAUUUUUAAAAUUUGUAUUGAAUACUAAUUUUAUUUAUUUAUUUUUUGGAAAUGAUUUUCUAAACUUUUUUGAUUCAAAAUUUAGAAUAUUAAUAGAAGUAGCUUGUUUCUGAAAGUGAUAUUUUUUGAACGAUUUAACAAAUAUGAAAAGGGGUCCAGCUGUAGUGACAGUUUAUGGUAGUGGACAGAGCGGAAUAAAUUGCUGUUGCUGUCGCUGUUGUACAUGCCUACAGUUUCAGGUCUUGAAAAGUACAGAAGGAAUCAUCAAGCUGGCACAAAUCAUUCUAGGAUUCUUUUGUCAAAGUCUAGCUUUAAAUUUUGGUGCUCAGUAUUCUUCAACGCUUGGUACAUCAUAUCAGUCCUUUUUAUCAACUGCUUCUUGGUGUCUGUUGACCAGCUUUUUGUUGCUACUCAGUUAUGUUUGUUCUCAGAAAUCCUUGAAUCUACUGAGAUCUUCUUUAUUCGAAACCCUUUUUAAUAUUGUGGCAGCUUUGAGCUACUUUGGAUCAUGUUCGUAUUUGGGAUGGGCAGUGUAUACUUUUCUACAACCGAUGUACGUUAUAACGCCAUUUUUUCAAGUAUAUCCUGCUAUGAGUGCCGCGUAUAUGAUGGGAACGAUUCUAGGUUUCAUUUAUGCAUAUGAUGGAUACAAAUCGUAUCAAUAUUUUAAAGGAAUGCGUUAAAAAUAUUAUGUAUCUAGAUGAAAAGCUUUUUUCAACAAACUGUGUUAAGUUGUACAAGUGA
Messenger RNA from Diorhabda sublineata, 815 nucleotides. RefSeq names its product protein singles bar (gene sing). The transcript is spliced from 4 exons. Lineage: Eukaryota; Metazoa; Arthropoda; Insecta; Coleoptera; Chrysomelidae. The record is from RefSeq and is a predicted model, not a curated record. Gene Ontology annotation, cellular component: membrane. The coding region runs from base 215 to 754 and encodes 179 amino acids.